Messenger RNA from Aptenodytes forsteri (emperor penguin), 3729 nucleotides. It is a transcript of the gene FUBP1, whose product is annotated as far upstream element binding protein 1. The transcript is spliced from 21 exons. Gene Ontology annotation, biological process: regulation of DNA-templated transcription. Lineage: Eukaryota; Metazoa; Chordata; Aves; Sphenisciformes; Spheniscidae. Gene Ontology annotation, cellular component: nucleus; cytoplasm. The coding region runs from base 33 to 1931 and encodes 632 amino acids. The record is from RefSeq and is a predicted model, not a curated record. Gene Ontology annotation, molecular function: mRNA binding.
CAGCAAAAAUUGGAGGAGAUGCUGGCACAUCAAUGAAUUCAAACGACUACGGUUAUGGAGGACAAAAAAGACCUCUUGAGGAUGGAGAUGGCUCUUGGACAAGUCCGAGCAGUACAACACACUGGGAGGGAAUGCCCUCUCCUUUUAAAGAUCAACCAGAUGCUAAGAAAGUUGCUCCUCAGAAUGACUCUUUUGGAAAUCAGCUACCACCGAUGCAUCAACAACAAAGGUCUGUGAUGACAGAGGAGUACAAAGUUCCAGAUGGGAUGGUUGGAUUCAUAAUUGGCAGAGGUGGAGAGCAGAUCUCACGUAUACAGCAGGAGUCUGGCUGUAAAAUACAGAUUGCACCUGAUAGUGGAGGCCUGCCUGAAAGAUCAUGUAUGCUAACUGGAACACCAGAGUCUGUUCAAUCAGCAAAAAGAUUACUUGAUCAGAUAGUUGAAAAGGGAAGACCUGCACCUGGCUUUCAUCACGGUGAUGGACCUGGAAAUGCAGUCCAAGAAAUUAUGAUUCCAGCAAGUAAAGCAGGAUUAGUUAUUGGAAAAGGUGGAGAGACAAUUAAACAAUUACAGGAGCGGGCAGGUGUCAAAAUGGUCAUGAUUCAAGAUGGUCCACAGAACACUGGUGCAGACAAGCCCCUUAGGAUAACUGGAGACCCUUAUAAAGUUCAACAAGCCAAGGAAAUGGUGCUGGAGUUAAUUCGUGAUCAAGGUGGCUUUAGAGAGGUGCGCAACGAAUAUGGGUCAAGAAUAGGAGGAAAUGAAGGGAUAGACGUUCCAAUACCACGAUUUGCUGUAGGUAUUGUAAUUGGAAGAAAUGGAGAGAUGAUAAAAAAGAUACAGAACGAUGCUGGUGUUAGGAUCCAAUUUAAGCCAGAUGAUGGAACAACUCCAGAUAGAAUAGCCCAAAUCACAGGGCCUCCUGACAGAUGUCAGCAUGCUGCAGAAAUUAUUACAGAUCUCCUUCGAAGUGUUCAGGCUGGUAACCCUGGUGGACCAGGACCUGGUGGUCGAGGAAGGGGUAGAGGCCAAGGCAACUGGAACAUGGGGCCUCCUGGUGGAUUACAGGAAUUCAAUUUUAUUGUUCCCACUGGCAAAACUGGAUUAAUCAUUGGCAAAGGUGGUGAAACUAUUAAAAGCAUAAGCCAGCAGUCUGGUGCUAGAAUAGAACUUCAAAGAAAUCCUCCACCUAAUGCGGAUCCGAACAUGAAGAUGUUUACUAUCCGUGGAACACCCCAGCAAAUAGAUUAUGCACGACAACUUAUAGAAGAAAAGAUUGGAGGUCCAGUAAAUCCAUUGGGUCCACCUGUUCCCCAUGGACCCCAUGGUGUUGUUCCUGGCCCACAUGGACCUCCUGGGCCACCAGGUCCUGGGGCUCCCAUGGGACCAUAUAACCCAGCUCCUUAUAAUCCAGGGCCUCCUGGCCCUGCACCUCAUGGUCCCCCAGCUCCAUAUGCUCCACAAGGAUGGGGAAAUGCUUAUCCGCACUGGCAGCCACCAAAUCCACCAGAUCCAGGUAAGCCAGGAACAGAUCCCAAUUCAGCAGCAUGGGCAGCUUACUAUGCUCACUACUAUCAGCAGCAAGCACAGCCACCACCUGCAGCCCCUCCUGGUGGACCGGCUACAACCCAAACUAAUGGACAAGGAGAUCAGCCAAAUCCAGCACCAGCAGGGCAGGUUGACUAUACCAAGGCCUGGGAGGAGUACUACAAAAAAAUGGGUCAAGCAGUUCCUGCCCCUGCUGGGGCUCCGCCAGGUGGUCAGCCAGAUUACAGCGCCGCAUGGGCUGAGUACUACAGGCAACAGGCAGCAUAUUAUGCCCAGACGAGUCCACAGGGAAUGCCACAACAUCCUCCAGCACCACAGUGCCUUCCCAGACCUUCCACCUUAGGUUCUGCUGCAAAAAAGCAACAGACAUUUAAUCAUCACUGAAGAAAGGGAAUUGAGAUACUCUGAUCUCUUCGCUAUUGCUUGUCUCCAGUGAACUCUUAUCUGCUAAGAGAAGCCUGUGGUUUGCAAACUGCAAUCAAGAACAAAAGAAUGAACCGUCUUCAGAAGACAUCUCAGAGUACUUCAUUUGUUAAUGGAGGAAAUUGGCUGGGAACUGUCAGAGUAUGAUAUUCCAGAUUUCUGUAUACUGCAAGCAGCCCUGGGACUGGUAUGUGGGGUAGCCAGUUACGGGAAUUACAGAAAUCUUUUAUUUGGAAUUCAUAGGGAAAAAAGAAAGAAUGGAAGGAAAUUAACUGCUGAACUCUUCCUUUAAGAAAACUUUUGCCUUCAAAUUUUGACAACCACUGAUAUCAGAUAAAACUGCACGUUAGAAAAUUUCUUUUGAAAUAGAGAAUUCGUAAAUUAUAUUACUUGGUUAAUAAAUGCAUAUACAUAAGGGUGGGAGAUGUGAACAAAACUUCAGUUAGAACGGCUAGUGACUUCAUGAAGUUCUCUCUCCUUCAUUUUCUUCCCUCUAUCUCCUUUACUAGUAUCCUCUGCCUACCCCCAAAUAAAAAGAAAAAAGUGCAUUAUUGACAUCAUGCCAAGGUUAUUGGUGCGGAAAGGUUAAGUGAUUUAUUAGGGGUGGGGGUGGAGGAGUAAACUACAGUUUGGGUAUCUGCCUAAACCUAGAACCCUCUCAAUUUGGACCAGUUGGGAAUUUCAGUGUUUCAGCUUUCUGGAGGUUCUGUGGUGUUGGUUUUUUUCUUGGAGAAAAUAAAUGAAUGGAAUGUUUUUGAAAUAUAGUCAGCGUAGUGAUCUUGAGCUGUUUGUCCAAGAAUGUCCGUUCAUAAUUACGCUCUUUCUAAGUUAAAGUUAGUAAAUUCCUGGAAAGAAUAUUUUCAAAGAUUUCAUGGAAGAUUAAAAUCUCAUUUCUCAUUAAUCUUCUUUGUGUGUGAAUUAACAAAGUCAUAAUGAUCACGAUUGUACAGGGGAAAGAUAUUUAAAUACAGAACUUAAAUGCUUUUGGAAAUGGAGUAUAGUAAAGUGAGGAAAUAAUAGAGCUAAACUAUCUGGUAUAUCUUACGUUCAUACUAAGUGUAUGAUUCCUUUAGUACGGUCAAAGAACAAACUAUAGUGAGGUCUGUUUAUAGUUGAUCUAGAAUAAGUCUGGCUUACGAUAAAGAACACAUACGGAGGCAGUUUUGCAAGUAGUAUAAAACAGGAAUUGUGAGCUACGUUUCUGACAAUUUGGGGCUUCAUCUAGUAAUUUCUAGUAUAUUGUUGUUUAUGUCAAUACAUACAAGAGAGCUGACCCGUCUUUUUUCCCUUUCUUUAUAAGAGGAAAGUUUAAUUGAUGUAUCUAUCGUAUUUAUAAAUAAAUAGGGGAAUAAGAAAUAGCAUUCUGUUACUACAGAAUGUUUUCAUCAAAAACUGGUUACUGAAACAUCUGAAGCACUAUUUAAGAACAAAACAGACAACUAAUUAUCUUCCCGAGGACUGACAGCUUAAGGUACUACAAAGUGGAGAUACAAAACCUGCUAAGAUUGCUGGCAAGUUUAAAACACAGAGAUUUCCUGGUUUUACUAAAAGAAUGUCUAAAGCAUUAUGCCAGUGUGGUUACCGAGUUAGAACUAAGGUCAAAAAUACCUCUUUCAAAAUUUAAUGGUGAUUAAUUAAUUAAUUUUCAGACUCUUAACAGCUUGAAAUAUAGUUAAGGGAUAAGAAAAAAGAAGAACCGGAUACAGGAAAGAAUGUAAAAGCAUACCCUAUGUGAAAAUUCUUCAACAACAUGGACAAA